Helianthus annuus (common sunflower) is the source of this 1863-nucleotide messenger RNA. RefSeq lists its product as uncharacterized. The coding region runs from base 1 to 1863 and encodes 620 amino acids. The record is from RefSeq and is a predicted model, not a curated record. Lineage: Eukaryota; Viridiplantae; Streptophyta; Magnoliopsida; Asterales; Asteraceae. The transcript has 6 exons.
AUGGAUGAAGUUGCUGAAGCAGUGGUUAUUGUUGUUGCUGGUGAAAUACUGUUGGGAGAAAAUUUAGAACCCCUGUUAGAACCACUUUCCGACCCCUGGUCUGAAGAAGAAGAGAAGAAACAUGGUGAAAAGGAAGAGAAGGUGACUGAUGAGAAAGAGCAUGCUUGUGACUGUGCCAUGAUGGCUGCAGCUAAGACACCCAGCAAGAAUUCUGGAAAAAAUGCUAAAUUGGAAACUAAGGAUAAAAAGCCCUUAGCCAUCAGUUCUUGUAUAAAGGGUGUUCCAGUCAAAAUAACACCUCAAACCAUUUCAGAGGUAUUUGAACUCAAUGAUCAUCAAGGUAAAACAUCUUUCCCUAAAACAGAGUAUCAAACUGAUUUUCUUGAAAGAGGGUAUGAAGAGGAAAUGAAAAAGGACACUUUACAAAAAGAGGGGGUUGAUAAACUGGACACAUCAGUUGCAGAUAGUAAGUCUAUGCUGCAACAGUUGUUACAAGCACAAAAGGCAACACCCACUACUGCACCAGCUGCAACAUCUACUCCAUCAUUUGCUCCUACUCCCACUAAGCUUUGGGAAUUAUUUCAACCUCUGCUUCACAAACAAAGAGAAUAUGCUGAUCAACAACAUGAAAUUCAAUUUCAAAAGAUUAGAAAUUUAAUGGAAGCUAGGUUCAUGAAUACACAAGCAGACAUCAAGGCAAUCAAGGCCCACUUGCUGAAAACCGUUGAUAAAUCUAGUAUGCUUGCAGAUCUCCCUAGGCCAGAUGGUUCCAAAAAGGUUGAUGUAACCUUAAAUGCUUUUGCUGAUGAAAAAGCAAGGCUGAAAAAGGAUAUGGAGGCAAAAGGUAAAUCAAGGUUUGAGCAGGAGAAGAAAGUUUUUAUGGAGAUGGAAGAACAGGGUAUUUCUGAGCCCAAGGAUGAUGAAAAUCCUAAGCCUAAAAGAAAACAACCCACUAGAAAAGUGAGAAAGGAGAUCAAAUCCUUCUACUCUGAGGAUGAUCCUGCUAAAAGGAGUCUGCCAUCUCUUCAAGGAUAUCCUAGGCCAAAUAACAUAGAAGAAUAUCUGAAGUUAAAGGCUCAACAAGCAGAGGAUAUCUCUAAAAGAAAUUCACAGGGAAAAUCUGACAAGGAGAUUCAAAGAUACUAUCAAUACCUGCUCACUCAGGUCAGUACUUUGGAAAGGUUUUCAAAAGAUCUUUUUCAGAAAUUAUCAGAAAGAGAUGAUGAAAGCCUGAGAAAAGAUUACAUUAAACAUAUUAUGGCAUUCAAGAAAUACAAGGGAGAAAAGGCUCAAUAUAAAGAAUGGACCCUUGGUGAACUCAAAGAGGAGUUAGAAAGAAUUGAAAAGAUGAACAAAGACAAAGUAAAACACACUCCUCCUAUUUGGUCAAAGUACAAGAAAAAUGUACCAGAAAAUACUUUAAAGCUGAAGAGAAUGAAACAGGAGUUGAUAACAGCUGAUUUUGGGUCAAGGAAUCAGGUCACAAGAUGGUCAGAAGAUAAAGUCAUAGCCAAUUACAAAAAGUUGGAAGAAUUGAGAAAGAAAAAUCCAAAUGUUCCUCAAAAGCCUGAUUAUCCUGAAGCAGUGGUUCCAGCUAAACCACAAAAGCUACAAAUCAGGAGAUCCACUACUUCACCUGCUGCUAUCCUUUAUCAAAGAAGGAAACAAAAGCAGAUGGAUGUAGAAACAGAAGAAGAUAUAGCACAAGGGGAUUACAUUAUAAAAAUGAACUGCCCAGAUCAUGGCGUACAAAUGUGGGAGUUACUUAAUGCCUUCCACGAGGGGUUGAUACCAGAGGAUGCUCGUGAUCUCAGCUCUAUAUCGAAUGGCACAUUCGGUACAAAUUAUGAGCAUAUAGACUGA